Diatraea saccharalis (sugarcane borer) is the source of this 765-nucleotide messenger RNA. Lineage: Eukaryota; Metazoa; Arthropoda; Insecta; Lepidoptera; Crambidae. The record is from the annotation of a GenBank genome assembly.
AUGCCUCGACCCACGCGCGAAUCUUACGGUGACCAGAAACCACCGUUCUCAUACAUCGCCCUCACAGCUAUGGCUAUUUGGAGCUCCCCGGAACGGAUGCUGCCGUUAUCAGAGAUAUACCGAUUCAUCACGGACAGAUUCCCUUACUACAGGCGUAAUACGCAGCGCUGGCAGAACUCUCUUAGGCAUAAUUUGUCGUUCAAUGACUGCUUCGUGAAGGUGCCGCGGCGGCCUGACCGACCAGGCAAGGGCGCAUACUGGACGUUACAUCCGCAAGCAUUCGAUAUGUUUGAAAAUGGUUCGCUACUACGCCGCCGCAAGCGCUUCAAGCUGCACAAGGGAGAAAAGGAUAGUUUGAACGCUGAGCUGGCUGCUUUAGCAAGUUUCAAUAGGGCAUUCUUGGCUCGGCAGGCCAGUGGACCACCUCAAGCAAGUUUACAGAACGGCAGUUUAUAUUCGCCUGUUGCUUUAUGCUCUAGACCAAGUCCGGAGCCGUUAGAAGCACCGGAUACAACAGCUUUAUUGCCUGCUGGACCGAGACCUCGCAGGGCAUUUACGAUAGACGCUCUGUUAGAGCCAGAGCCGCGGCGGUCGCCAUCACCACCGCCGCAGCCACACUGUCCGAUGCCUUUACCGCCACCAUACCUUCUAGCAGCCCAGCGGUACCAUGCGGAGCUGUUAGCUGGCCUGCAGCAAUCCUGUCUACCUCCGUUAUGGACGUGGAGGGAUACCAGUCAAUUUUCACACUAUACGCUUAAUUCAUGA